This is a messenger RNA of Planococcus citri (citrus mealybug), 2075 nucleotides long. RefSeq lists its product as uncharacterized. The record is from RefSeq and is a predicted model, not a curated record. Gene Ontology annotation, cellular component: nucleus; mitochondrial inner membrane. Gene Ontology annotation, biological process: apoptotic DNA fragmentation. The transcript is spliced from 6 exons. Gene Ontology annotation, molecular function: RNA endonuclease activity; metal ion binding; nucleic acid binding. Bases 94 to 1749 code for a protein of 551 amino acids. NCBI's taxonomy places the organism in Eukaryota, Metazoa, Arthropoda, Insecta, Hemiptera, Pseudococcidae.
CGCUACCAACGAUUAUUUUUCGGCGGAACGUUGAUCCGGAACAUUGCAAGCUGCUGAAUACGACAUCGAUAUCUUUUCGCACACAUUUAAAAAAUGAAUUCUUCAACUUGGAUAAACUCAGCUUUCGUUUUAUUUCUAUUUGCUGUCUUACAUGAAGCAUCAGCUGCCGAACCAACCAAAUACGCUCAAACAGUUUUCCGAGCACGACAAGCAGAAGCGAAAAGAAAUCGUAUAAAAUACAAGCCAGAUACUGGAGGCAUAGAUAUCUAUCCUGGUUUUAUACUCGAUAAAAAUAUGAUCGACUUUUUGCCUCCCACUCUGAGUAACGAUGAAAAAUUAACUCAGAAAUUUACCAGAAACGACAACGAUUUCUUCAAAGUAUGUAGAAAAAGUGAUCAAACUCCAGCGGUGGCUAAAUCUUUGCAAUGGGGCGUAAUAGAUUCCCUCGCUGUGCGUGAUGCAAGGCCUUUUUUUUACUCCCCCAUCCCGCGUAACAAAGAGCAUUUAGAUACAAAAACUUUUGAAUUCAUGCAAUCGCCAUUAUCAAGAUCGGAGAAAGAAUAUUAUAGAAAUUUUCAUGCUUACAAUUUUUGCCAUUACUCUCCUAUGCCAGGGUUGAAACAUGUUACAGAAAAAUCAACUUUUGGCAAAAGUUAUAAUGUUUCAUAUGAAUACGGCGCUGGCGGUAAACAUUCGUGCGAUUAUUUCGAAUUUGGACUUGAGAAUAUGAAACCGGAAAAACAAGGCAAAGAAAACUUUAAUGAAAUGUUUGAAAAGGGUAAUAAAUGGACUGUUUUAUAUAGCCUCUGCUACGAUAAAAAAAAUUACGUCACAGCUUUCACAAAACAUGAAAUAGAUUCAUUCCAUCUACUUCAUCGUAAACUCAAUCCUUAUGCUGAUGCACAAAAACACGAAAAAAAUUUCGUUCCUGAUGAUAUGGAUAAAUUCUAUGAUUUGGAUAAUCAAUUAAAAUCUUUGAAAACGAAUAAACUAGAUAAAGAAAUUGCAGCAUUCGAUGAAGAAAUGAAUUACUUCGUUAGAGUACGCCUGGUUCCAGAAUACGAUACAUUGUAUGAGAGUUGGCAAUACAUAGUUCAUAAUUACCUUAACUAUGCUCCACAAUGGCGCAGUGUUAAUUUAGGACAAUGGCUGAAAGUUGAGCAAGACAUAAGAAACAUGGCUUUUAAGCUCGAGAAAAAAUUAACAGUCUACACAGGAGUGUAUUAUAGAAAGAAUCCGCCCACAUUAUCAAUCGAUUAUAUUGAUGACAAAAACAAGCCAGUUAACAAAUCAUUACCUAUACCUUCAUUAUUUUACAAAUAUGUUCAUACUGCAGUUGCUGGAAUUGUUAUAUUAACUGCCAAUGGUGUCAGUGGUUCUAUUAAUGAUAUCAAAUGUACGAAUGUUUGCUCAAAUUACGGUUGGACGUUAACCAGCUCUACGUACGGUCACAGAAAUCAAGAAGAAACGGGAUUAACUAAAUGCUGCACACCUGCGGACUUUUUUAAGCAGCGUAAUGUUAAGGAUUUUCUUCCUAAACUCGAUGAUGAUGUGCAGAAAAUUUUGACUUAUGGUGGACUUGAAGUAGAUGUUGGUAGCCGACCAAUAACACAAAUACAACUUGACGAAGGUAUGAGUGAUUCUAAUAUAAUUGGUGCGACACAGGUUCUCAGCAAACCAAUUGAUAUCACUAUGAGGGCUGCUUGGAAGAAUAGCUUCCUGAUAGGAGGGCCUAUGCCAGUCUAUUGAUUAAGCACCUACCUAAUAUCUACCUAUCUAUAAUCAAAGCUACCUAUAAUGUUCAUUUUUUUUGAAUCAUUAUCAUUAUACAUAUCUUAGAAUAAGUAGGUUCAAGUAUGAUGAAAAAAUGUUGCUUUAACCAGCACCCAUAUGAUUUUAAUUCGAUUUUUCAUGGUACCUACUACAUAUUAUAGGUAGGUAGCUGUGUGAAAAAUAUUUUAAAAUGCUCGUCAUAUAAUUAAGAACUCAUCUAUGUAUUAUUGUAUUUCAAGUAGAUAUACCUACCUAUCUGCAAUUUUAUAUUUCCUUAUAAUUCGUUUCAAAAAAAUACAAUA